Messenger RNA from Danaus plexippus (monarch butterfly), 1850 nucleotides. RefSeq names its product zinc finger protein 182-like. Gene Ontology annotation, cellular component: nucleus. Lineage: Eukaryota; Metazoa; Arthropoda; Insecta; Lepidoptera; Nymphalidae. Bases 290 to 1690 code for a protein of 466 amino acids. The transcript has 5 exons. The record is from RefSeq and is a predicted model, not a curated record. Gene Ontology annotation, biological process: regulation of transcription by RNA polymerase II. Gene Ontology annotation, molecular function: DNA-binding transcription factor activity; zinc ion binding; RNA polymerase II cis-regulatory region sequence-specific DNA binding.
AAGUGUCACUAGUGCAACGAUAUUAGGAUGGCUAUAAUAUUACAUGGAUGUAGAAUGUUGGUUGAAAUUCAAUCUGUUGAGUUAUGUUCGAGUUUGCGCAGUGGCGUUGAGAAGAUAAAAUAUAAAUAAAAAUGAAGUAUACGAACCACGAACAUCGCUAUCCUCAAACGCGCAUGCGUUUUAAAACUUCGCAUAAAAGUCGGAAAAUCAUUACAAUUUUAAAACGUACUUGCACUGAGUAAGUAUUUAAGAAUACGUAAAUGUUAGGAAUGAUUUUUACUUUUUAAAAAUGGUUGAAUCGAAUUCGGAUUUCGAAAGAUGUUGUCGGUUGUGUGCAGAAGAGCAAGAAGUUACCAUAAUGAUUUUCAGCAAAGAAGCUGAAGUCAUGCUUUUGCAAAAUAAAUUAAAUAAAUACUUACUUAUAGAGGUCGAUGAAGAUGAUAAAUUGCCGAAAAAUAUAUGCAUCCAAUGCUGUUCAAAGUUACAAAUAGUAAGUGAAUUCAUUGACAAUGCACACAGAGCUCAGGAGGUUUUACUUAAGCAAAGUCUGAUGUUAGAAGAUAAUGAUGAAAAUAAACCUAUUUUGAUUACUGACAUCAAAUCUGAAACAGAUUUUGACAGUGAUACAAAAUGCAUGGAAGUAAAUGUUGAUCCAAUGAUGGUUCUUCAAAACUCUGAAGUGGAGGAGGCACCUAAUUUAGAAAAAUCUUGUGAAUCCGUCGAAUAUGAAGAUGAAAUAACUUACCUGAAUGGCGCUGAUGGUGAAAAUGUAACAAUCAAAUUAAUUAAAAAAGGUGAUAAAUUGAUGGAAGACGAUAAAAAAGACACCAAGCCCUUUCAAUGCAUCACCUGUAAUAGGGGCUACUAUACAGAGUUGGCCCUCAAAAACCAUUCAUGGAUACAUUUCAAUGAAGAUAAAAUUGUUAAACCCUUUAAAUGUAGCUCUUGCGGUGACCAGUUUGAAUAUAAAAAUGAAUUGAUAUCACAUCUUAAAGAACAUAGAACACGAGGAAUGUGUAAUAUAUGUGGACGACUUUUCAGGAAUGAAAACAAUUUAGUGGAGCAUAUGGAAGCACACACUUCAACGAGUAGUAGAUCAUACACAUGCAAAGUUUGUGGCCGCUCCUAUAACACAAGUAGCAAUUUAAAAACACAUAUGGUUACCCACAGCAAUGAAAGACCUUACAAGUGCAUUUAUUGUAAGAAGAGUUUUAAGAGAAAUCAAGACUUAAAGUUUCAUAUCAAUCAGCACACAGGUGCCAAGCCAUACAAAUGUCCGUAUUGUGACAAAAGUUUUGCUAGUUCUGGUAAUUGUUAUUCUCACAAGAGUAGAAUGCAUCCAGAAAUUUCAAUAGGCGAUGGUAAGGUGAAGAAGGAUAUAAGCGAAAAAAUAAAGGAAACAAAGAAGCCAGUGGUGAAACAACAAUUAAAACUUAGGCCGAUUGCUCCCAAACCUGUGGUACUGAAAGCUAAUUUUAAAUAUCAAUGUACUAUAUGCCAUCAUAGCUUUAUGAAAAGGGAUAAUUUUAUGUAUCACAUGUACCAGCAUACGGGUGAAAAACCAUUUCACUGCUUGUAUUGCGAUGAAAAAUUUGUAACAAGGAAAGGCCUUUUAAUACACCAUGAUAUAGUUCAUAAUGGGCAAGAUCGGCCCUUAGCACUGCUGUCAAAAAACGUAUUAUUAAAGUAAAAAAUAACUGAUUUUUACAUUCUUACACUUAUUUACACUAAAAAGAUAUGCCAGUUUUUUAAAAGACAACUAAAGAGGUUGGUUUUCAAAUUAAACAAUUUUCACAAUUGUCUAAGAAUAUUUUAUGUAAGCAUAAUUAAAUAAAUAAACAAAUGAUUAA